CCCGCCUCCGAAGCAGUGAAACAUGCGAGACCUAACUGCUCACGUAACCAGCUGUCUACUACAGUUUCCAGAUGUGACUAUACAAGCACUUGGAGAAGAUGAGAUAACACUAGAUUGUGUACUUCAUGGGAAAUUCACAGGAGGUCGAAGUGGAUUAGCUUGCCUUGCAUGUGGACCACAACUUGAGAUUGUAAGCCCUGUCACAGGAGAACGACUGUCAGCGUAUCGUUUUAAUGGGGUGAAUGAACAGCUACCCACUAUUCUUGCAGUGAAAGAGUUUUCCUGGCAGAAAAGAAAUGGACUAUUAAUUGGUUUGGAAGAAACAGAAGGAAGCGUUCUGUGUUUGUAUGAUCUUGGAAUAUCCAGAGUGGUUAAAGCAGUUGUUCUUCCUGGAAGGGUCACUGCCAUUGAACCAAUUAUAAACCAUGGAGGAGCCAGCUUGACAACUCAGCACUUGCAUCAGUGUCUCAGAUGGCUGUUUGGUGUGGCUGUGGUGGUUACUGACGUUGGUCAUGUCCUCUUGAUAGAUCUUUGCUUGGAUGACUUAUCAUGUAACCAGAAUGAAAUAGAAGCUUCUGAUCUAGAAGUUGUCACUGGAAUCCCUUCUGAAAUCCCACAAGUAAGGGAAGCUGUAAUAAGGAAUGGCCGACAUCUCUGUUUCCAGUUACUGAACCCAUCAGGAACUGCUGUGACAACUCUCUCAUACAUACAAAGAAGCAACCAGUUAGUUGUGGGAUUUUCUGAUGGCUAUCUUUCACUGUGGAAUAUGAAAAGCUUAAAGAAAGAAUACCAUUUCCAGUUAGAGGGAGGGAGAGUUCCUGUAUAUGCUGUUACUUUUCAAGAACCUGAAAAUGAUCCUCGCAAUUGUUGCUACUUGUGGGCUGUCCAAUCAACACAAGAAAGUGAAGGAGAUAUUCUUAGUUUACAUCUGCUGCAGUUAGCUUUCAGUGACAGAAGGCGGUUAGCAUCAGGACAAAUCAUAUAUGAGGGUUUGGAAUACUGUGAAGAAAGAUACAGUCUGGACCUUACAGGGGGAGUUUCCUCUUUGAGAGGACAGCCUAGCAAUAUCAAAUUAAUUGGUUGUCAAACUAUAGAAAAAUUUCGAAGCCAUGUUGACAGAGAAGAUAGUAUUAAUGAAGUCAUGUCACCUGAUACAAGUGUAUCUGUCUUUACCUGGCAAGUGAAUACCUAUGGUCAAGGCAAGCCAUCUACCUACUUAGGUAUUUUUGAUAUAAAUCGCUGGUAUCAUGCUCAGAUGCCAGAUUCAUUAAGGCCAGGGGAAUUUUUACACAAUUGUCCAUAUUUUGCAUUAUGGUCUUUGGAUGCUAUGGGGAGCAUCACGUCUCCAAAUCAUAUUUUGGAUGUCUUGGUACAUGAACGAAGCUUUACUCGGGGAGUGCCUCCUUCAAAUCCUCCCCCUGAACAGUUUUUUAACCCAAGCACGUACAGUUUUGAUGCCACUUGUUUACUGAAUUGUGGAAUAGUUCAUAUGUCUUGCACAGGAUUUCAAAAAGAUACAUUGCAUUUCUUAAAAAAUUCUGGCUGUUCAUUAAAUGAAACUAUUCCUGAGGGUUAUAAUAGAUGCCUUAUUGCUGGUUUACUGUCUCCAAGAUUUAUUGAUAUACAGCCAACAAAUCUGAGCCAGGCAGAGCAGUUUGAAGCUGUGUUAUCAACUGCUAUCCAGACAAGUUCUUUGGGGCUCCUCACUAGCUGCAUCAAACAGUGGACUGCUGAAGAGCAACCAGAUUCUGCACCCAACUUGCGUUUUAUUCUCGAAUGGGCGUGGAGUAAAGUUGUUAAAACAAAAGAAGACUUCAUUCGUCUCUGUGGUCCCUUAUUUGAUGGGUCAUCUAACUUCAUUGGUCCACAGACUGUACAGUCUCUCCAGCGCUGUGAGUUGCUUCUUAGCAACCUUAACACGGUGUUAAACUAUUUUAUCAUGGAAGCUCAAGAACUAACUGAAAAAGGCAUUACAGAUCUAACAAACAAACAGAUUGUAACCAGUCUCCUUUCACAAUAUUUACAAGUGGUCAUCUGGUUCUGUCGAUCUAAUCUCCUUCCAGAAAAUUUAGAGGAAGACAUGCAUUUGUCAAAAUCUUUCUAUAAUUACCAACAUAUUCAACGAUUUUAUAUCAAUUGUCAUCAAAAAUUGGAACGCUUAUCAAGGGGCAAAUGGAACCCUGAUUGUUUGAUGAUUGAUGGCAUGAUUUCCCAGUUAGGUGAUUCAGUUGUGAAGUUGUGGCAGAAAGAUGAUGGGGGGACUGGAAAGUAUCCCCCUCCGACAUUACAUGCAUUGCUUGAUCUCUACUUGUUAGAAAACACUGAAGAACUCUACAAGCAUGCAAUUACUAUUUAUUUAUUACUGGAUAUCAUGCAUUCCUGUCCAAACAGAACAGAUACUUCAGUGGAUUCCUUCCCAACAGCCUUUGCAGUUCCAAUAGGUCUGGUUAACCUAAUUCAGGGUUUUUGGUGUUUGGAUCAUAAUGACUAUGAGAAUUCUCUGUCCUAUCUGUUUCAUCCAGCUACAAUCAAAUUGCCCUGGCAACACAUGCGGAUCAUUCAAGCUUUGAUGUGUCAAGGAGAGCACAAGCGAGCCCUUCGAUAUAUACACAUGAUGAAACCAUCCAUGAUAAAUAGCACUGAAGUUGCACUCCACCUUACUGUCUUACUAUAUAACAGUUGCAUGGUGGAAGCUUGGAACGUGUUACGGCAACAUUCUAGCCAAUUAAAUGUCGAAGAGAUGCUCAAACAUGUUUAUGAAAUUUGUCAGGAACUCGGAUUGAUGGAAGAUUUACUAAAAUUGCCAUUCACAGAAACUGAACAAGAAUGUCUAGAGAAGUUUUUACAGACAAGUGCUGGUAUCAACAAUCAUGAGUUUCUUUUAGUUCACCACCUCCAGAGGGCCAACUACAUUCCUGCCCUACAGCUGAAUCAGUCUUUGAAGAUAAAUCUCAUGAAUGAUCCUCAAUGGAGAGAGAGAUCAGUUGCCAGAAAUUCCAUAUUAGACCAUUAUGGCAAAGUUCUGCCUCGAAUUCAAAAGAAGUUAGCCAUAGAGCGAGCCAAGCCUUACCAUUUGCCAUCUUCACUACGGCGGGAAAUUUUAAGACCAAAACCAUUAUCAACCGUUGCAAAACAGAUUACUACUGGAAAUGUAAUUACAAAAGCAACUUUCAUCAAUAAUGUAUUGUCCAAAAUUGGAGAAGUGUGGGCAGGAAGUGAACAGAAAAACAAGUCACUUGAGAAUGAUAUUGGAUCUGAAGAACAAUCAUCCGUGUUGAAGCCCUGCCUUGAUAGACAGUUACCAGAUCCAUUUAUUGGGACACCAAAUACUAAAUCUUUAAGAAAAUGUUCCAGAUUGCUUGACUUGAUGAUCCAACCUAUUUCUCUUGAUUCACCACCUUUGAGAAGAAGCCAGCAGAAGUCUCCAGAAGUUUCAGCUUCUGGCAUACUUUCUAGCCCACUGCAUUCCAGUUCUCAAUACUCCGUAAGAACAUUACUGCCCAAGAACAUUGCAAGAGCACCAGAAUUAAAAUUAUUGGAAACACCUCCUGUUGUCAAGAGAGCUAAAGCUUUGGCAUCCACAUCAUCCUCAGUCUUCCCUGGUUUUACUCCUCAGUCAAUAUUGAGAUCCAGCGUUCGCACUAGUCCUUUAGCAACUCCAACUGCAUCUCCAGGGAGAUCAAUUACACCCCCUCUGCGUGCAAAAGAAACAAAAAUAUCAUUUAUGGAAGAAAGCAAAACUUCACAAUGGACUGGGGAGACAGAUCAUGAAAUAAACAAUGCAAAUACAUCUGAAUAUAUUCUUGAAGCUCAAAUGGAAGAAAAUUGGGUCAAGAAUAGAGAGACUUCCUCCAUUUCAGGUCACAGCCUUCAAGAAGAGCUUGAAGAAAGAGGCCAAUCAUCAGAAUGCAUAACAAGUGAUCAGUUGAAUGAAACUAAAGUCUCCAAAGAAAUUAAUGACACUGGUGUGAAACCAACAUACAUUACUUCAGAAUAUCAUGAUGCAAAAUCAGUUGACUUUGGAAACUGCAACUUCAUGGGCUCUCAACAAACUGCUAUUUCCUUUGGAGAAAUUGUAGACCUACCAGGAUCAAGUGAGAGACAAGUAAAUGAAAUAAGAAAUGAACCUGUAAUGGAACAGCAAACAUCUGCAAAUAUAGAACAAUCAGCUGAAUCCGAUGAAAACGAUGACAAAAAAUGUGGCUCAAUUCCUGAGGAUGAAAUAUUUUCAAAGGAACAUUUGAAGGUUGACGAAGACAUCAUAGUCUCCUUUUUGCCUUCUAAUGAAUGUGCAACUAAUAAUACUCCAGAAUCCAGCAUGCUACCAUUGUCGGAAGACAACAGAUUCCUUGCUGAAACAAACAGCCAAGUUCAGAGGGUGGAAGGAGCAGAUGGAGAAUCUGUCAUCAGUAUUCCUGAUAGUGAAGACAUUGCGAGUAUCCAUUCAAAAAAUGAGCUGGAAGAAAGAGAAGCAAUAGAUGAAGGUGAAUUGGAAAAAACAAUCCAAGAGGAACAUCUGGUAAUCCUGCAAGAAAAAACAUUGCCUAACAUUGAUUCUGAAAAUCAAAAAAUGGAUCUGACGGGAGACGGAAAACAUGAGAUACAAGUUUCAGAAGCUAUAGUAGAAGAAAUCCCAUACAAUGAACUGUGUUCCUCAAGCAAUCUCAAAUUUCAGUAUUACUGUGACAGUGUAGAACAACAGAUUGAAUGUGAAUUACUUGAAAAAGAUGCUGAUGAAACUUCAUUUACUGAAAGAGAUGGAGAACUGCUGUGUCACAACAAUUUUUCUUUAAUAUUAGAAGGUGAUGACGAAGAUUCUACUAGUUUGCAUGCUUCUCCUCUGAAACCAGCUAGCCCAGAAUCAGAGGAUAGAAGCAACAACCAAGAACUAACUACAAAUUCUGUGUCCACGGUAACUAGUAAUGAGAUACCACAGAAUACUGCCGAAGUACUACCUUAUGUACCUGAACCAAUUCAAAUGGCUAUUGCUGAAAAUCUGUUAGAUGUAAUCAAAGACACAAGAAGUAAAGAACUUUCAGCUGAGAUAUUAGAACAAUCUUUUCAUGAAAGCAUAAGCAAGAAAGUAUUAAAUUUAUCCCAGGGUCCUAUUCAAAAUGUUCAUGAAACAAAUAAUGAUGUAGAAUUAAAUAGAAUUGAAAAUUUGAUGCCUGGCAUAAGUUCAACAGAUCAGGCAAACCAAAGUCUAAAUAUUUCGUGCAAGGAUCAAUCACCGACAAAGAAAAAUAAAGCAACAAUAUUGGCAACCCCUACUCUAAGGAGAAGUGCUAGGCGAGCAAUGAAGACAUCAGACAUUUCUGAAAAGCUACCAUAUAAUUCUGAAGGACCUCAAGAACAACAGAUUUUCCAAAUUCCUGAUUUUCCCAUCAGAGAUGUGAAGGAAAUGAAGAAUGAGUUAGAAAUCUCAGCAAAUGUUCAUCCUGUUUCACCGACAUUUUUGGCAACUGUUACCACAAGGAGUGGAAUUAGAAAACCAAAGAAAAGUGUGUCGAAACGUUAUGGGCAUCCCUGCAGUGAUCUUCCUUCUGCUCGCCAGAGGACUCCUAGAAUUACAAGAAGCGUAGUAGGAAAUCAAAAUAGUAGUCAGUUUAUUAUUGAUCAUACAAUACAAAUGACAGUCACUCCUAAAAGUGCAACAAAACUAAAAGCUAUCGCCUUGCAACUUGCAGAAAAUGUAAUUUCGGAUCAGGAGGUUGAACCUCAAGGAAAGCAGCUGUCCGUAUCGCCAAAAAGAGGAAGGAGAAAAAAGCAUGACGUAUUGAAAGUAGUGACUCAGGCAGAAACCACACCUGAGAAGCUACCAUUACCUACUCCAGUUCGAAAGAGUAGAAGCAGAAAGACCGGUCUAUCAGAAACCAUUUUGAAACAUGACACGCAACCAAACGAAUCACAGCUAUCGGAACAGGAGAGAAUACAAAGAAUAGGUGCAUCGGAACCAGUUUCGGAUCGAGAGAGUGGUGUUACUGAACCACCAUCUGUGCGUCGUAAAAGAGGUAGACCGAGAAAGAAUUCUUUGAAUGUUUCGGCAGAAUCACAACUGGACUUGUCUCUGUUGUCUCCUCCGGAUGCUACAUCCUCAGUCCAUAGGCGAAAUACUAGGAGUGGGGCUGUACAUCUGUCUACAACCUCAGGAUGUUUACCUUCUCUAGAAACUUCUAUAAUGGAAACCCCAAAGAGAAGAUCCUCAAGAGUGACAUCUCGAAGUGUAGAGAAAACAGAUACAGAAAAGUCUAACCUAAAAGAAUGUGUUACCCGGCCAAGUGAGGCAGUAGCAUCAGAAAAUAAGUCUGAAAACAGGGGGUCUAGGAUUACUAGAACUAGAAAGAAGACUCCAUUGCCUUCUGUCUCAGAAACAAGUAGAGAGGAAGAACAUUUGUUGCUAGCAACUGACAAUGAAGUGGAAUCAGAGUCUACAGAUGUGGCCAGGCUGAGGCUUGGUGAAAUAGAAGAAACUUUGACACCCCACGCUAGUAGCAUUAAGAGGACAAGAUUAAACCCAAAGAAAGUAAAACAGUCACUUUCCCUGGAUAUAAAUGAAACCUUCUUUUUUUCUCCUCCUCUUACUAAGCUCACAGAAAAAACUAAAGGUGAAAAAGCAGUGAGACCUGUUCAACUUAAAGGUGUAGAUACAGAUUUGGCUUCUAAGUUUGUGUUCUCACCCCCUGUUCUGAGAUCCAGAAAAAGACAGAUGUCCAGUAUUUCAAGGAUUGUGGAAGAUCUGGAAUUACCAGUUAAAGAAGAAAAGCAUGCUGUUUCAGUAGAGACUUUAGAAAAGCUGAAUAUUAAAAAAAGCAGAGCUACAAGGUCAAAAGCAACAAAAACAAGCAAAAUCUUAGGGAAAGACAGUAGUUGGUCACCCCCAGCAAUGGAAAUCAAGUUCAUUUCACCCUUUGGCACCCCUGCAGAUGAAGCCAAACGAAAGCAGGGAGAUUCUGUGGACAAAACAGAAAAGGCUGUUCAAAAAACUGUGCGGAGGAAGGAGAAGAGACUGUCUAGCUACCCAAAGCCAGUUGUACGGAAGAAGAUGCUAUAACUGCUUUUAAAAAUGUGCGAUGUAAACCAGUGUUUGUAAAGUCAUCACAUUUGUUGGAAUAUUAAGGAAAAAAAUCAUCUAAUUUGGAAGAUAAUUUAUAUAAAUUAUUGUAAAUUUUCAGAGAACUACAAAUCUUCAAUAAGUAACUCCGUACGGAGUGUGAUUUCUUCAGUCUGCAGUUUUCUAUUUUAUAAUACACUUCGUACAUUUAUAUAAUAUGUAAAUAAAUAUUUUAGGAAUGUUAAAUAAAAAUGUAUACUUGAUGAUUAUUGUCCACUACAUUUUGGAAGAGAAUAAUAUGGAUGCAGAAUGCAAAUGACUCAAAGGGGAUUUUAAUUACGACUUUCCACUGUUGGUGCCUCUCUGAUGGGAGGCCAGCAUUCUUUUUUUUUAAAAAAGUUCGAUCUUAUAAAUUUUUUUAAAAUUAAAAUUUCACACUUUUAGAAUUUUUAGAAAAUAUGUUGACCUCAUGGGAAUUAAUAGUAGGAGCUAUCCACCCUAAAUAAAACCUUAUUCUCUUUAUUCAACAUGUAUUUAAUUGAAGAAGUCAGAAUGUAAACAAUUGUACUGAAGCUGUGCAAUAUUUUUUUGUAUUUGUUUUAACUUGGGAAAGCUGCUCUUUGAUUUAGAAAACAAAAUCUCACCUCAAAUGUUUUUUUUUUUCUUAACUCGAUGCAUCCGCAGAAGAUUCUUAACAUUCAAGGUAUUUAUAUUGUCACAACUAUUCAACAAGGGACAGCAUUUCAGGGAUUUCAUCUACUUAAAUUUAGUUCAAAUUUGAUAUUUUGAGAUGAUGCAUGUUUUAUAGAUUUUGUGGUUACUAGGGAAAUGUUACCACAAUUUUGCUAAAAUAAA
Messenger RNA from Protobothrops mucrosquamatus (brown spotted pit viper), 7906 nucleotides. RefSeq names its product AT-hook containing transcription factor 1 (gene AHCTF1). Gene Ontology annotation, molecular function: protein binding. Lineage: Eukaryota; Metazoa; Chordata; Lepidosauria; Squamata; Viperidae. The record is from RefSeq and is a predicted model, not a curated record. Bases 23 to 7051 code for a protein of 2342 amino acids. The transcript is spliced from 36 exons.